AGCUUCGACGUUCUUCAGCUUCAGGUCGGGUUUGCAACGAGGUUCUCUGAGGUCUGGAUGGCAGCUUAAGAAUUUUUCUCAAUUAAAAUGAGAAAGCUGCUUAAGUUCCUACUCUUCCUCGCUCUAGUUCCAGCUUUCGUGAGAUCUGUGGAUCCAAAUCUCAACGACGACGUUCUUGGGUUGAUUGUCUUCAAGGCCGACGUCAAAGAUCCAGAGUCGAAACUCGUAUCUUGGAACGAAGAUGAUGAUAAUCCCUGCAACUGGGUUGGGGUGAAAUGCAACCCUCGAACCAACAGAGUCUCUGAACUCGUUCUCGAUGGGUUCUCCCUUUCCGGACGGGUCGGUCGAGGACUCCUCCGACUGCAAUUUCUCCGCAAAUUGUCCCUCUCCAAGAACAACUUCACAGGGACCAUUAACUUCAGCUUAUCACAGCUUGAUAACCUCCGAACUGUUGACCUGAGUGAGAAUAAUCUCUUCGGGCCAAUACCGAAUGAACUCUUCGGACAAUGUAGCUCUUUAAGAGCAGUUUCGUUUGCCAGGAACAACUUCUCUGGAGAGAUCCCGCAGAGCUUGAGCACGUGUUCCACACUAACGGCUGUCAACUUCUCUUCAAAUCGACUCUCUGGUUCGUUGCCCUCUGGAAUCUGGUCUUUGAAUGGUCUUCGCUCGCUUGAUUUAUCUAAUAAUUUGCUCGAGGGUGAAGUUCCUAAAGACAUAGAAGGUCUGUAUAAUCUAAGAGUAGUUAAUUUAAGUAGGAACCAGUUUUCUGGGCAGUUGCCAGAUGGCAUUGGAGGUUGUUUACUCUUGAAAUUGCUUGAUUUUAGCGAUAACUCUCUAUCAGGGAGCCUUCCAGAUUCAAUGCAGAAGCUUACCAUGUGUACUUCUUUAAGUCUGGGUGGGAAUUCAUUUGUUGGAGAGGUUCCUACAUGGAUUGGAGAAAUUAGAAACCUUCAAACUUUAGACCUUUCUGGGAAUAGUUUUUCGGGCCAGAUUCCAGAUUCACUGGGGAAUCUUCAGUCAUUGGAGGUAUUGAAUCUAUCUGGGAAUGGGUUCAGCGGGAGUUUGCCAGAGUCAAUGAUCAAUUGCAAAGCCCUUUCUGCUCUGGAUUUUAGCCGGAAUUCUUUAACUGGUAACAUCCCAGCGUGGAUUUUCGGAUUGAAUUUGCAGGUGCCUAUGCUUUCUGAGAAUAGACUGAAUGGAAAGAUUAAAGAUCAUUCCCCUUCAUCAGUGGAGACUUCUUUUCAAAACCUACAUCUAUUGGAUUUAUCUGAUAAUGCAUUUUCUGGUGAAAUUCCUGAUGAUAUUGGGCUUCUUAGCAUUGUCCAAUACUUGAAUAUGUCCAGGAAUUCUCUGGUUGGUGGUAUUCCGGAAAGCAUAGGUGAAUUGAAGGCCAUAAAUGUUCUUGACUUGAGUGAGAAUCGACUAAAUGGAAGUAUCCCUACUGCUAUUGGAGGUGCUUUUUCUUUGAAAGAGUUGAGGUUGGAGAAUAACUUCCUAGCUGGAAAAAUUCCGGCCCAAAUCGCGAAGUGCUCGGCUUUAACAUCUCUAAUCCUAUCACGUAAUAACCUUUCAGGCCCUAUCCCAGCGGCCAUUGCGAACCUGAGCAACCUUCAGACAGUCGACUUAUCUCUAAAUAACCUGUCUGGAAUGCUACCCAAACAGCUUGCCAAUCUCCCUCAUCUUGUCUCAUUCAAUAUCUCUCACAACCAUCUCCAAGGUGAUCUACCUGUUGGUGGCAUCUUCAACACCAUCUCACCCUUCUCAGUCUCUGAUAAUCCAUCCCUCUGUGGCUCUGUAGUCAACCGUUCCUGUCCUGGUGUCCUUCCUAAACCUAUUGUUCUCAACCCCAAUUCAUCCUCUGACUCCUCUGGCGUUGUCUCCUACUCUUCAAAUCUCCGCCACAAGAAAAUUAUCCUCAGUAUCUCUGCUCUCAUUGCCAUUGGUGCAGCUGCUCUCAUUGCCCUAGGUGUGAUUGCUGUCACAGUCCUCAAUCUCCGAGUUCAGAACUCCACCUCCCAUUCUGCUGCAGCCCUUACAUUAUCAGGUGGUGAUGAUUUCAGCCAGUCCCCUACCACUGAUGCCAACUCUGGCAAGCUUGUAAUGUUCUCAGGUGACCCUGACUUCAGCACUGGGGCCCAUGCGCUGCUCAACAAGGAUUGUGAGCUCGGUCGUGGUGGGUUUGGAGCUGUCUACCAGACAUUCCUACGAGAUGGUCGGCCUGUUGCCAUUAAGAAGCUUACUGUCUCAAGCCUUGUCAAGUCCCAAGAAGAUUUUGAGAGGGAAGUUAAGAAGCUUGGGAAGAUCCGGCAUCAAAAUCUGGUGGCACUUGAAGGCUAUUAUUGGACUCCAUCCCUACAGCUCCUGAUUUAUGAAUUUGUCUCUGGUGGCAGUUUGUACAAGCAUCUUCAUGAGAGAGCAGGUGGAAACUUUCUCUCAUGGCAUGAGAGGUUUAAUAUAAUUCUUGGGACAGCAAGGAGCUUGGCACACUUGCACGGAUCGAACAUAAUCCAUUAUAAUCUGAAAUCAAGCAAUGUCCUGAUUGACAGCUCUGGUGAGGCGAAGGUUGGAGAUUUUGGGUUGGCAAGGUUGCUUCCAAUGCUAGACCGUUACGUUCUAAGCAGCAAGAUACAGAGUGCACUUGGGUACAUGGCACCAGAGUUUGCAUGCCGGACAGUGAAGAUAACUGAGAAGUGUGAUAUUUAUGGGUUUGGAGUGUUGGUCCUGGAGGUGGUGACUGGGAAGCGGCCUGUGGAGUACAUGGAGGAUGAUGUGGUGGUUCUUUGCGAUAUGGUCAGAGGAGCAUUGGAGGAAGGUAGGGUGGAGGAGUGUGUGGAUAGAAGGCUGGGAGGCAAUUUUCCUGCAGAGGAGGCGAUCCCAGUAAUGAAGCUAGGUUUGGUAUGUACAUCUCAGGUGCCAUCGAACCGACCAGACAUGGCAGAGGUUGUUAAUAUAUUGGAGCUGAUCAAAUGCCCUUCAGAAGGCCAGGAAGAAUUGGGAUGAAUUUGACCCAUCAUAUAUAAUUCUAAAGGAGAGAAGCAGCAGAGUAAGGGUUUGAUUAUUAAAGAUUUAAAACACAAAAAAAAAUGGGUUUUCCGGCGAAGAGGAAUCCGGUUUAUUUUAUCUUAAUUUACACAAGAGAAGUAGGAGAAGAAAAGCCAUAUCCACAGAGCCAUCCAUCCAUCCAUAUAUGAAUGUUGUAAUUUUUUGUUUUCCUUGUGCCCCAGUUGUGUGUUUUGUUGGCUUAUUUUUUGGUUGUCUUUCUGUUUGUAGUUUUCUUUCUGUUAUAUUAAUCGGAUUCCUUUUCACCGGGUCCUAUUUUGGGACCCUU
Molecule: messenger RNA, 3328 nt
Organism: Telopea speciosissima
Lineage: Eukaryota; Viridiplantae; Streptophyta; Magnoliopsida; Proteales; Proteaceae
Product: probable LRR receptor-like serine/threonine-protein kinase IRK
Exons: 3
Coding region: 88-3000 (970 amino acids)
Biological process (GO): protein phosphorylation
Molecular function (GO): receptor serine/threonine kinase binding; protein kinase activity; ATP binding
Source: RefSeq, a predicted model, not a curated record